Cuscuta europaea is the source of this 2274-nucleotide messenger RNA. The record is from the annotation of a GenBank genome assembly. Lineage: Eukaryota; Viridiplantae; Streptophyta; Magnoliopsida; Solanales; Convolvulaceae.
UAAGAUUACAAAAUUUGAAAUAAGCCAGGAGGUUCCACUACAGCACCUCAGCGACAAGCUUUCACUCAAAUCACCACCUACAUGGCUACAUACUCUCAGCAUCUCACUGAAAUCGAAAAUCGGCUCCCUUUUGUAGUGGGACUUUGAGUAAAUGUUUUGAAUUUCCUCGAUUGACGGAUGAGGUUGCUAAAAAAUGAGGAGUUGCCCACACCAUCUCAAUGAGCACUUCAACAAUCUCCUGCCCAAAUCCUCUCUCUCUAAAGCGACCCACAUUCGCCACCCAUUUUUUUCUGGGCGGGUCGUCGGCCGGAUUGACCGGGUGUAGGAGCUGGAAGAGAAGAUUCCAGAAGCUGAUUCCUCAGGUCAAGAAAAGGAAGGAUUGGCAGAGGAGUUGGUGGAAGAGGUUCUUUGACGAGAAAGGGAACUGGUUCGGUUUGAAGGAUGAUUAUCUGCCGGACGAGGUUGAAUUUGAGGAGAGCUUGUCUGCUGGUGAUGACUUGGAGUUGUCGGAUAAGGAAAAGUUUGAAGCGUGGAGACAACGAGCGGAGGCUAUUGUAGAGUUGAGGGAAGCCCAGGAGGAUAUUAGAAAUGAGGAGAACAGGAGCUGGGAGGACUGGCUUGUGGACCCCACUGCUGCUACUACUAUUGAUUCUAAUAGAGGUUCUUCCUGGGAACAGAAUUCCAAUGGCUCCAUCGGGAAUUAUAGAGAGAGUUCUAUGAGGGAUGAUGACCCCAGUGAGGUAAUUCCUCUUAAGAAGGUGGUUGAAUCCGUCAGGGCUAUGGUGUUUGGCGGGGAUGAUGAUGAUAUUCUUUAUGAAGAUCGUGUUAUACAGUAUGCUUCCAUCAAUUCGGCUAAGUUUUUGGUGGUGCUGAUUAUAGUUCCAUGGAGCAUGGAUUUUUUAGUUCAUGACUAUGUGCUAAUGCCUUUUCUAGAGAGGUACGUGAAGACUGUACCACUGGCAGCAGAGAUGCUUGAUGUGAGGACAUCCCAGAAGCGCGAGUUGGUUAAGGAACUAAAACUUGAGAAAGCUCGUUACCGUUUUGAGGUUGAGAUUGGCAAAUCCCCAUCUCUUUCGGACAAGGACCUUUAUACGGAGCUUCGGGAAAAAGUGUUAGAGAUGCAGGAUGAACGGAGGUUAGAGAAUCGUCGAGAAUUCGCUAAUAUAUGGUCAGAUGCUGUAUUUGGGAUCUCAUUAUUCAUUCUUUUGAGCUUCAAUCAGAGUAAAGUGGCUUUGCUCAAAUUCACGGGUUACAAAAUAAUAAAUAAUACCUCGGACAUUGGGAAGGCAUUAAGUAUUAUUCUCGUCACCGAUAUAUUUUUAGGGUAUCAUUCAGCAUCCGGUUGGGAGACUUUGUUAGAGGUUAUCACGGAACAUUAUGGGCUUGAAGUUGAUAAGGACGCCAUCACCAUAUUUGUUUGCAUUGUUCCAGUUGUAAUGGACGCGUACAUCAAAGUUUGGCUGUUUAAGUUCCUACCAAGGCUAUCCCCAAAGGUGGCAAGUAUUCUCCGGGAAGUGAAGAGGCAUUAGAAAGAGUUUUAUUUUCUUCUCCAGCAGCACCUGUUGGAAUGUGGAAGAGGCAUUAUUCUUUGCCAUUUUCUUUCCUCUUGUUUUCUUUCCUUGUAUGGAUGUGUGUCCUAGGUUUGAGCAAUCGAAUAGUCUUAAAUAGAUUCAUUAUCAUCAUACAAAAUAGCCAUAGUCUGCCUGUCUAAGGAGAGUGUAGUUUUGUUCACCCUCUCUAAGGAGGGUGAACAUCACCCCAUUUCAUCUAUGAUUGCCAUGUGGCAUUUCAUCUAUCUUUUUCUCAAAAAUGUUAUAACCUUUUUAUUUAUUGUCUAAUUUUUGUAAAAAAUAUAUUAGAUUUAUUAAUUUUUUAUAAUCUUUCCAAUGAUAUCAAUAUUUUAUACAAAAAAUUGAAAAAAUAUCAUUUUUUCUACAUAUCUAUUUUUGGAUGAUUUUUUAAAAUUUUUCCAUAUGCAAUAUUAGUACCAUAUGAAAGAUCGUACAAAAUGAAAAAUUUUGAUACUGUUUUUAAAGAAAUUGGAUUAAAAAUAAAAAAGACAAAACAAUUUCUAAAUUGUAAUGUAUUGCCUUGCCACAUGGUAGACAAAUAGGGUGGGGUGAACUGUGAACAUCACCCUCUCAAAGGAGGGUGAAAAAUAUUAUUGUCGUCUAAGGAUGCGUUCAUUCAGGCAAUUUUGUGUGUAUUAUCAACUUCGAUUUUCCACUAAAUAUAUGUUUUUCUGCUGUUUUCGCCAAAUUGAUUGUGGGGUAU